Messenger RNA from Trifolium pratense (red clover), 1868 nucleotides. Its product is annotated as UDP-glycosyltransferase TURAN. NCBI's taxonomy places the organism in Eukaryota, Viridiplantae, Streptophyta, Magnoliopsida, Fabales, Fabaceae. Bases 119 to 1657 code for a protein of 512 amino acids. Gene Ontology annotation, molecular function: mannosyltransferase activity. The record is from RefSeq and is a predicted model, not a curated record. Gene Ontology annotation, cellular component: endoplasmic reticulum. The transcript has 16 exons.
UUGGGUCAUACUCAUAUCAGUGAUAUCACUACUUUACGGGUCGGGUUUUAACCCGAAUUUGAUUUUCUUCUUUCAUCUAUAUGCUACUUGACUCUCUGUCACUACACCAACAACGAAAAUGGCAGGAAAAAGCAAAGAAAAGAUGGAAGGAGGAAGAAGAGGGAGAGCUUGUGUUGUUGUUUUGGGUGAUAUUGGACGUAGCCCUAGAAUGCAAUACCAUGCUCUUUCACUUGCCAAUCAGGCUUCCCUAGAGGUUGACAUUGUUGCAUAUGGAGGUUCAGAGCCUCAUACUUCACUUUUGGCCAACCCAUCUAUUCAUAUUUACCAAAUGGUAUGUGUGUUGACUAAUCUUUUGAGGAUAAGUUUUACAAAAAAAGUUGAUGUAGUUUUUUUUGGAAAAUUCUCAAAUUUACAGAAGCAGUGGCCAACAGCCCGUCAGGGAUUACCGAAGAUACUUCAACCUUUCAUGCUUUUAUUGAAGCCCUUGUUUCAAUUUUUCAUGCUUCUUUGGUACCUUUUUGUCAAGAUACCUUCUCCUGAUAUUUUUAUUGUCCAGAAUCCUCCUUCAGUUCCAACUCUGGUAGCAGUAAAAUGGGCUAGCUGGUUUAGGAAUUCACCAUUUGUCAUAGAUUGGCAUAAUUUCGGAUAUACUCUACUUGGACUGUCCCUGGGAAGGAAUAGCCGUUUUGUCUCUUUAUACAAAUGGUUUGAGAAGCAUUAUGGGAAAAUGGCAGACGCUUCUCUAUGCGUAACAAAAGCAAUGCAGCAUGAAUUGGCUCAAAACUGGGGAAUUAAUGCUACGGUAUUGUACGACCAGCCUCCCGACUUCUUUCAUCCAACUUCACUGGAGGAAAGGCAUAAGUUGUUUUGCAGAUUGAAUGAACACUUUUAUGAUCCUCUUGGUGUUGGAGAUUGUGUUAGUAAUGGAACUUCACUGUUGAGUAGCCAAAUCCAAAAUGAAACCCUGUUUACAACUGAGGUUGGUUCAAACAUAUGUUUGAAGCCAAACCGGCCUGCACUUGUUGUAAGCAGCACGAGCUGGACUCCCGAUGAAGAUUUUGGCAUUCUCUUAGAAGCUGCUUUAAUGUAUGACAGACGUGUUGCUGCUAUAUUAAAUGAAGAUGAUUCAUUAGAUGAGGAGGUCAUUUGGAAAGAAAUAUCUGAUGGAAAACAAUGUUUAUAUCCCAGAUUGUUAUUCGUCAUCACCGGUAAAGGUCCUGAAAAAGCAAAGUAUGAGGCUAAAAUAAAGACAUUGAAACUUAAACGUGUGGCAUUCCGUACUAUGUGGCUGUCGGCUGAUGAUUAUCCAUUACUGCUAGGAUCAGCUGAUCUGGGUGUUUGUCUGCAUACUUCUUCAUCAGGAUUAGACCUUCCGAUGAAGGUUGUUGAUAUGUUUGGUUGUGGAUUGCCUGUUUGUGCUGUUUCGUACUCUUGCAUUAAAGAGCUGGUUAGUGUUGACAAAAAUGGUCUUCUCUUCUCUUCAUCUUCAGAGCUAGCUGACGAACUUUUGACGCUCUUCAAAGGAUUCCCCGACGAGUGCGAUUCUUUGAAGGUUCUCAAAUCAGGUGCACUAGAUACUGGUUCUUCAUCAAGGUGGGUUACUGAAUGGGAAGAACAUGCAAAACCACUGAUAACUGAGGUUAUAUCAAGAUCUUGAUUUUUUUUCGUGUUCUUAGAAGACAUGUUCAACUGCUUACAGCAAAAUUUGGUAGAUCUGUUGAUUUGUUGUAAAUAGAAGUCUGAAAAUUUUGCUUUAUUUGAAUUAGGAAUAGGAUUCAUUUUCUUUUAAUAUGUCCUGAUUCUGAGAUUCAUAAUAUAUUUUAGUAAAAGUGAGGUUAUUUAUACUAAAGCUUACAGAUUAGAUUAUA